CGAAGUGCCAAGUGUCGGGGUCAAAACACUAUGACGUCCCGCUGCCGCUUUUUACACUAAUUAUCUGUUACAGCAAAUAAAUCAUGGAUGUUAAUGAGGUGGUGAAGAGAGCCAAGCGUGCACUUGAUGGCUAUAUAUCCAAGUGGUGGUUGCUUAAGCUGGUGUCCGGGAGAAUCAUCUUGCCUCGAAAACGGUAUCGCAAAGCACUGUUAGCAGUUCUGAUCAUACUGUUAAUUCUCCUAUAUUCUGGGCCGUCUAUGUUCAGACUAGUUCUCCAUACACGACCGUCUCUUGCAGGUGAGGAUUCAGCAAGUAGAAGUCUAGCAUUACGGCUGGGCAGGUUUUGGCAGGCAUCACAGGAGGAUGAUGCCCACAUCUUCCAUAUUCCACCACUACCUGAGGAGUCACCGUACCUUCCAUAUGUUGGCAAUGGUCUCCUCGCUGUCACUAUGGACCAAGAUAGUCCAAUUUACAUCAGAAGUGGGAGGACUCUUGCAUUACCUGUCAGUUUCCGCCCCAUCACCUUGGUCUCUGUAGAUGGCAUGACCGUGAAGGAAGCUGUUGUGACAGAAUAUACAACAGGUGUAGUUCAUCGCAUUCAGUCGUGGGACCAACCAGGCAUUGGACCCCUAGAUGUCACUUACCAGACCUAUGCACACCGGUCAAUACCAUCCUUGCUCUUACAGGAUAUCAAGGUGAUCAACCCAACUGAUCAAGAUGCUCUUGUGGAUGUAGAGCAGAUGGGAUUGGGAGACUGGCCCACCGCCACCACCGAGACUUUAAAACUGCACCACGGUGAAGGAGAACACGAAUACAUUGUAAUAUCUGGAAGUAUAGAGCUUCCUAACUCAAAUGUCAUUCCAGUCGCUGUAGUGAGUCUGAAGGUUCCACCCAGCAUACAGGUUAAAUCCAAGAUGUCAACUACUCUCCAUAUUGUGACUGCUGUUAACUACUCAGAGCCCAUACCAAGGAAAGCUUAUUCAGCCGUGAAAGACAAAGCUGCCCAAGGAGCUCUUGCCGCAUUAAAGAGAGCAGUCACAGGGAACAUAAAGAGACUUCGCAGCGAUCACUCACAAGUUUGGAAAGAGCUCUGGUCCUCCGGGUUUGGCAUCAGUCAUUCAAAGGCUGAAAGUGCUCUGAAUGGUGACCUAAUCAAUGCUACUCUCUACCAUGUGUUGUCUCAGGCUCCUGCUCCCUUACAUGAGGUAUCGACCACUGAGGAACAGAGAACGUCCAUCCUGCGUGACAUAGCUUAUGCCGAGGGCUGUUACGGGGGGCACCAGACUCUUCAAGCUGAGCGCCUGUGGUCCCAUCUCAACACUCUGGACGACGUCAACAGAGUGGUCGGCUACUGGAUGGUGACGCUAGAGAAGCAGGGUUGUCACCAGUUAGUUCGUGCCGGAGCAGAUGGCAUUAUGCAAGCCAUGCUGCUUAGCUUUGGAGGUUUGCGCUUCAAGAAUCAACACCUGGAGUUUAAUACUCACCCCAAGGAUCUGCACCGAGACUAUUACUUCAGGAGACUCAGUUAUGGGAAUGCAACUCACCUCAAUAUCUCCGUCAUGGUGCAAGAGGAGGACUACAAGGCCGUCAUGUACCUGGCCCUGGACAGAUCAGACAAGACCUACUAUGCUUGUGAUGCUGGCUGUCUGGACCCUCCUGUAGAGCUCAAGCAAUUGAAGCAGUCUUUUCCCGUGAAACUGACAGACCCAGUGACGGCCAUCUUGUACAUCACCUCAGACAAAGCUCACAUGGAGGAGCUGAAACACACCAUACAUGUCAAGGAGAUUUUAUUGGCCAUGCACAAACACGGGCACAAGUGGGGAGGACUGCCCACUAUAUUUUGGCUAACGAUUAUCGCCCUUAUUGUGAUAUUCCAUCUCUUCCUCAUCAAAUUAGUCAUUAAUGAAUACUGCGGAGGAGACGUCAAGAUCAGAUACAGAUUGUUAGAGAAAGAAAGUAGCAUGCAACCAAGCCAGCCAGCUUAGUAGUAAAACUCUCUGACUUUUAGCAGUAUUGGAAGAUGGAGUUAGAGGAAAACAGUGAGAAACCAACAGCGUGUAGUGUGCGAGUCUUUGGUCCCUGGAACUUAAUGAAUACAACAACAAGGAGGAUAUUGUUUACCCUCUUUGAGUGUCUAGGCUUUACCACACCAAGAAGCCCCGUCUUUUUGGAGUCUGUUCACCCGUCUUUGUAUUGGGGUCUGUCUCUUGCAUUAUGUCAGUCCAUACAGUAAGAUGUUACUGAUUUAAGGGAACAUUUCAGAAGUUCAGAGUUGGCACCUUACUGUUUGGCGGUCUCUAUGUGAGUGCAUGCUCAUGUGAACAUAAGUGUGUGUAAAUUACAUGCGAGUGUAAAGAAUAUUUGCAGUACAGUAUCAUGUAAAUUUUUACCCUUGACAAACCCUAAACGUGUACAGACACUCAGGAGGAGGGUUGGGGAGAUGUACAUACCUCCUCAACUCACAUGAGUUUUUGUACAUUUCUGAGUUCAAGUGUUCAGAGUUGGCACAGAAUGAUUUUGGACACAUGAACAUCUUUAUACACACACACACACACGUUAGCUAGCACAAAGAGAGAGAGACGCCAAAACAGUAUUAUGAUAACUUUAAACCACUGAAAUAAUCCCUUAAUUGUUACUGUAUAUAUUUUUUUUAUACUUGAGUGAAUUUUUUAAACCAAGGUGAUGGACUUAUGUUAAAGAAAGUGUGACUUGAGGGAGAAGUAGAUAAUAUUUAAUAUUUUUUUUAAUUAAUAUGAUAUUGUCUGACAGGAAGGAAUAGUAUUUUUUACACGGUCUUCACCUAAAAGUUGAUAAGUUUAAAUCAAAUUCACCUGCCAGCCUUCCUUCCUGGCUAUAUAUGGGAGAAUAUGCGAUGAAACCUUGAAAAAAAUAUAAUAAAAUAAAACUCAAUUUACAGUCAGUCAUGUUGAGUGUGUGUGAUUAAAAUAUGAACUUCCAUGCAGCUUGAAUGCUUUGUCUCUCUUGACUUCAUAAAGCGAGUUAGUUUGUAAGUGAGAAGUCUAUCUAUCUUCUCAUCCUGUUCCACCAGAUUCAGAGCCUUUCUCAGUUGUGUACAAUGUCUAGUCAAGUGUUUGCUGGCACCUGAUGAUAUAAAUGUAUACUGUACCUUGAACGGAUUCACUGCCUCUAUCCAUCCCUUGCAUGAUCUGUCUUUCUUCUGCUUAUUUCAGUGGUACAUUCAUGUCCAGUACAGUCUUCCACAAAAGUCCUGUUGCCUCUCUUUCUGAACCAUGAACCCAAAGAUUCAGACUCAUGAACCCAAAGUAGUAGACAUUGUUAUAUUAUUCUGUCCAUAAAUGCUUUGGAUUCAAUAUUCUGAAUCUCGGAGUUCCUUAUUCAGGAGGAAAGGCAACGGGACUCUUGUGAGUGACUACACGAACCUUACGUCAGUGGUGCUCUCUUCAUCCAUCAACCUGUUAUUCAUUGCACAUUUUAUAUACAUUCAUGGUGACCUUCACACAAGAUCUUUUAACCCAUGUUGGGCUGUAUUGUUACAUCUAAACAACUUUUACCAUAGUUUUCCCACAUAUUUUUGAGUGGUUCCAUAAAUUCUUUACUGAUUCCAAUAAUACUGUGUGGAAUGUUUACUUCUGUUAACUUUCACUUUAAUCUUUCUUUACUUUAACCAUACUUACUUAAACCUCACUUUACUUUUACUUUGCUUUGGAAGACUGGAGCCUCAUAUCCAGAUCAGAGCUUUAGAGUUCCUGCUGUAAGGAACUGUACUGUAAUAUUUAAGUGUUGUGAAUUUGACCAGCCUAUAAUGCAUGAUGAUUUCUCCUCUUCUAUCAACAUUACCAUCAUAAUAACUUCUGUCUCUCUCUCUCUCUUUCUCUCUCUGGUUAUUAUCAUGUAUCUAUCAAACAAAUACAUAUCUGCUACUUCCAAUAUUUAUCAUAGUUUAUUUCCAAAUACGUGGAACAGAGAAGAUUUACCGAGCCAUUUAAGAGAAGGAAAAAUAUUUAUUGUUGAUGAAGAAAAAAUGAAACUUAACCUCUUGUGUAUGGGGUUCCCUUCUCUUCGGAAUAAAAUUGUCUGGUGUUAGUUAAAUACAAUAUUAAAAGUGGCAUCCCCAUAGUGAAGGGAUUAAAGCAAGUGUCUUCAUUCAUCACUUAUGUAGAGGAAGAUGAAGUCAUUAGGACUCCUCUAAUCUCGGCAUAGUGGAGUAAAAACUUCCCCCCUUAGUGAGACAAUAUGUCAAUCCAGGAGACAGUCAACACCAUAUCACCCUUUCAGUCUUGGUCCACCACACACACACACACAGGUAUUCUAGAGCUUCUACUUUAUAAAACCUGACCCCUUUUUCAUAACUCUUUUUAAGGAGUGAAUUUCUUUCUUUUAUGAAAUUGCUCUUGAAGAUUACAAGUAUAUUUCAUUUUAAAUUACUGUAUUCUAUCAUGUGUAUUGAUAGUAAAAAUGUAGUCCCAGAAUAUUGUGAGGGAGGGACUUACUGUAGGCAGGUUUAAACAAUUGAUAAAGUUUCCCUCUACUCACCAUUACUGCACCUGGGUGUUUAAUUUCAGUACAGUGGUAAAGUUCCAGUAUUUAGUUCAUGGCAGUCCUGUGUAGAGUUUCAGUGGAUUGUAUUACACUUUCUUUUUUUUUCUCAAAAUUAUUGUUUGCUUGAUGUUGUGUACACAGGGUUGUUUGGUUUCAGGAUAAUUUCAGGUUAAAGAUAUGUCGUGGUGAAACAUGAAUUUAGGGAAAUAGGGGUUAAGGUUCUUUAUGUACACAAAGAAGUUCAAGGAAUUCUCUCCCUGGGGGAAGGAGGAGUUGAGGAGUGCAGAUGUUAGAAUAACAAAGUCUCGUGUAUAAUCCCUUCAUAAACACCAAGUGCUGUCACUUGCACACUGAUUAACAUGUCAUAGGAUUGGAACUUCACCCUAAAAGAGAUCUUUGUAUGGUGAAAAAUUCUUGACUGGAAACAUCUUGACAUAAGCAGAAAGUUGUAAACUUGAGAAUCUUGUGUAAGUACAGUCAUAAUAUUGAAAACUUUGUCAUAGAAUAAUGAUGGAGUUUCUCCAGUACCUUAAAAUUUUAUGAAUUUAAUGUUUGCAAUACAGUAGUGACAAAACUUACUUUUAUUGUUGUGUUAAAAAUUUUGAUCAUGAUCUUUGUGACAGUGUUCUGUGAUAAUGACGGUGUUAAUUUACCAAGAGUUAAGGCCCGGUUUGACUAUACAUUUAUUUAUUGUGUGAAUAUUGUAAGAAAAUACAGUAAUAUAAAAAGCUUGUGAUGUCUGUGAUGACUAAAAUAAUAAUUUUUGGCAAAUUGAAAUAUUUUAAUUUUGCAAAACAGAAUUCUACUUAACCAGUGACUGGACACCGUAUGUGUGACUGGCUAGAAAUGAUUUCUUCUUGAGCUGUACAGUACAGUGUAGGUGGAAACUAAGAUAAAUUAAUUUGACUUCUUCAGUAGUAGAUAGAUCAUUCAUUGGUGCUUCCAAGUGUCUUUGGAAGGGAAAUGUGUGGAAGAGUGGUGGGUGUUGGAGCUACAGUGUUGACCAAGAGGUGAGACAACAUGUAAGGGUUACUGAUGUCCACAGAUGGCAAGGUAUAUAAAAGAUGAACAUAUGUCAUGCAUUAUAGUAUGUCUUAGGGAGUGAAGGUUCAUAACAGUUAAAGGUUUGCAAGAGUUAAUCUUUUGUAAUGUUGACCACCAGUUUGUUGACAACAAAUACAUUAACUAAAGCUCAACUCUAAAUGGUGAUUGAAUUAUUUACAGCAUUACUGAUUAAGGAAGUUGUUUACUUCAUCACGGUUAACCUGUUGACUGAACCCCUUCACUUGUGGCAUCCAAGACAACCAUUACCGGUAUACAGUAUGCAAUUUUUUUAUUGUUACCACACUAAUAAAUUAAUGACAAUUUUUUUAUUUAGUUUAAUGAAUUCUUUUCAAAUAAGAAAUAUGUGCUUAUAAGAACGAAGUCCUUUUUAUAAAAUAAUCCCGAUUUGCUGCCAUGACUAGCACAACAACCAUCAACUUAUAAAUAUAAUGAUUGCUACAGAAGGUUCAUCCCAGACUUACUGUACUUACCAUACUGUCCCGUGGUCAGAUGUCAGUAUGAAUAUCAGACUUAUUACCUGGGCAUAACUUGGUAAAUGGUGUGCACUGAGCUAGUCUUUCUUGUGUCGACAUUUGUAUUGGACAUAACCUUUCUUACCCUGGAGGGAUACCAUCCUACCGCUCUUAAGCUGAAGGUUGUUAGCUUUAACAUGUAAGAUAAAUAGUGAAAUAUAUUAUGUUUUGAGAUGCAGAUACUGUACUGAAUUCAUAAAUGGGUUGAGCAUUUAUGUUUAAAAAGUUAUGUAAUACUUUUGAUUACUUAUUUUUAAUGUGUGUGAAUUUUUUAAAGAUAUGCAACUUGAAGUAUUUGUAGCAAAUUCCUUAGAAAUUUGUGCUCUCCAGUCAUCUGUACUGUAGUGGUGAUGUUAAGGAGUGAUGCCUGGAAUUUUGAUUUAUGGUAACUGAUCUACCGGUAUUCCAUCCGUAUUUGACAGAGAACCUGUAGUACUGUACAGUAGUGUGGUGUAGGAGUAGGAGCUUGUGGCACAACACACAGUAAGUGACCCUCAUACAAUGACUCACUGCUGUUUAGUCUACUAUACAUCCCAUAGAGAGUUUAAUAGUACUGUACUGUACUGUACCGUACUGUUGUAAAGAAGUUAGUUUGGUAUGGUUGUCGUGCUGUACAAGUUAUGUGCAGUAAAAGCUGUAAAUAUCAUCAUUGUUUAUAAUUUGUUGUAUAAUUUGCUCUUUACUUGUGGUGGUAUGUUUCUUGAUUAUGGUGAUAAUAUAUUUUUGGGUCGGGAGUGGAGUGAGUGUCAGCUUUGGGAUAUAGUUUGGUGUUAAAGGAAACAACAGAGUUUUCUGCCUUGAUUCUAAGCAUUAAUGGAUACUAAUAACUGUUUUUGAAUAGAGAAUGUGUGUUUGUAAUUUGUAUAGUUGACUGUAUAAAUCUUACAUCACCAUAUUGUUGAUAUGUCACUCAUCUUCACAAUAUUCACUGCAUAAUUAUGUUACAGGUGAUAUAUUUAUCCGUGUGUGAACUGUCUUAAGUUUGUCAUGUUGUAUUUGGUUGUGGGAACAACAAGCAUUCACAUUCCUCAUGCAAUUGGGAUAGUUUUUAUUUGGCUUAAAUUCAUCCAAAGAAUCAUGUACUCUUAAUAGAUACGGUAAACCCUCAAUAACUCGGCGAGGCCAGAGUCCCACAUGUGCCGUGUUAUCGAUGGUUUACUGUAGUGCAGUACUGUACCUAAUGCAGUAUAACUGUUUUGUAAAUUGUGAGUGUUAGCUCAGACUUUGAAGAUUCACAUUUUUUAUAUGCACUAGUCAGAGUAUGGUAGAUCAAUAUCCAAAUAUGUGGCUCUGAUAUGCAUGUCAAUUCUUAAAAUUUGAAAUCUUUUAGUUAGUUACAAAUCAUCAUUUUUAUCACCAUUAUCAUCAUCGUUUUACAGCCAUUUUCCACACCUGUGUGGGUGAGCUGUGAUUAACUGAUGGCAGCUGUUGGGUAAAACCAGAAUGGUAGCCCACCCUCCUCAACACCACAAACCCAGGGUGUGAGCCCAGAAACUGUAACACAGACCAGGGGAUUGACAACUAUGGUAACCCAAUUGCCAUCAGACAUGUUGAGGCAAAAUUUCCAAACACCAGCCCACAGUGUGGGAACAGCUGGUGAGACAGGGCAACAUUUCCCUGAGGUAAUCAAACACUACUUGCCUGCAUGAAAUUUAAAAUUAAUGUGAUUAGCUGCCUAUUGUUUCACAGAGUUUCCAUUGUCAAUCUUUUUUUUUUUUUAAGGAAAACAUUACAGACUUUAUUGGACAGAGCUUGUGGUAGGGAAUUAUAUUAUAACAUUUUAUAUUUGAUAGUUCUAAUGAGAAUUGUUUAUUUUUAAAUUAUUUGUAUUUUGAGAGCAAGUAAUACUGUAAAUUUGCUUUUUAAGUCAGGUAAAUAAUGUAACAGAUUUAAGGUGCUCAUUACAAGUGGUCAAAGUACUUUAGUUUUAAUUAAAGUGAGUCCAGGGAAUUACCAGUCGUGCCCUAAUUUAUAUCAGAAAUACAACCAGACAUCAAAUUUAAAGAGACAUUACUGUGUGUUUGUGGUGGCACUCACUGUAUCAGGCCAGGCAUUUGGAGAAAGGCUACAUCCUUGACUUAAAGCUGGCCGACUUAGUUUUCCUCAGUUACGUUUCAGCUCGGUCGUGUGUUAAUUUCUUCACUGUAUUUAUGAUCUGGCAUCUCAAAUGGGAUUAUGAUUUUUAUGACAAAUUAUUUAAAAAUAUUUCAUAUAUUUUUGUUACUGAUUCUAAUGCUGCAUUAUACAAAUAUCUGUUGACCUUUUAACUUUGAUGUUGGUCAAAAGUUCUACAGUCUGUUUGUUAUGCAGUGCCUUUAAGAGAGACGAGGUAGGUUCCAGAUAAAUGAUCUUUAUUAACCCCUUUUGUAUGGGGCCCCUCUGCUGAAGAAAAUAUCAAAAGUGGUGUCCCCUCAGUGAAGGGAUUACCGGUACAGUAAUUGAUUGAUGUCGAGUGACUAUUAAAGUUGGUGCUUCAUCAUUAAAGAAAUACAGUAAUGUAGACAUUAUAUAGAUAGAUUAGUUAAACUAAUGUAAACCCCAUUAGAUUACCAAUAUUUAUAACAUGAGUAUUUAAAUCUGAAGAACAUUAUUUUAACUACUGAAGCUCGUAAAAAUUUCCGAGUGGCAUGGAUUCAUAUUUCCCGUGCAAGAUCUUCAUGUUGUACAGUAGUUACAGAAUGCUGUUAUUAACUUCAAUAACUAAGAAGGAUAGAUGUUGCUUUAUAGAAAUGGAAACAUUUUCAUUAUUUAAUGCAGGAAUAUUGUCUUGCUAUUAGUCAUAUUGUUAAAGAAGUAAUUAUCAACCUUGAACUCGUUAGUGUAGCUUGGAGGUUACCACAGGUUGAUUGUUAGGCAAGUCACAUACUGACCUCUCCAUAUCUUGAAGACUAAGGCAGGAUAUUAGAUAUUUAUCAAAGAGUAUUAUGCAUAUGGCUGAUUAAUUUACCUCCCCAGAUUAUUACCAUUAUAAUGCCAAGUGGCCAAAAUAAAGAGCACAAACAAACUCUUCCUUAAUUCACCGUCAAACUCUCACUCUUAGAGCUUCAUAGAUAAGGUUGUACAGUCUCGCCCAAAAGUUUGUUAACUCUCCCAGCCAGCAAUUGCUACACUACCUGCUUCAGAUGUAUGAACUUGAGUUUGUUACUUUGAACAUUUAGAUUCAUUCAUAUUGGUUUCAUGUUCUGGCUAGUAUCGAGACAGUUUCAAACAUCUGGAGCAGGCAGUGAGCAAUAGCUGGCUGGGAGAGUUAACAAACUUUUUGGUGAGACUGUACCUUCCUUAUCGCGGCUCCAUUUACCUAGCAGGUGUAUCUAUGAAUCUAAAGGUAACUUUUCAAUACAAUACCUACCAGCAGCACAUCACCCCCCCCCCCCCUCCGAAAAAAAACACGCAGGUAGUAUUUAAAUCCUAAUAACGUCUCUUCCCAGGUGCUAUAUUUUUUGCAGUGUCGUCUUUUAUCACUGUCUUAAUAUCUGAGGACAUCUUUGUCAUUGCCACUCAAACUAUCCGGUAAUACACGUUGCAUUAUCAGUGCUAUGUAAUUGCGUUAUCAUUCCAUAUAUUUUCAUCUUGUUCUAAAACUUUGGCUCUGAAUUACCCAUAAACUUGAACCAGUUAUUGAAGAUUUGUUUUUAUUUUAUUCAGUAUAAGAAUAGUUUGAAUCCUAAUGUGUGUGUAAUGCACUGAUCAUUUUAUAAUUAUAUUUAAAUAGGGAGAACAGAAGACGUGUCCAUUGAAUCGACGAGGAUGUAAACUUUAAACAAUUUGUGAGUUACUGGAUGUUCUUAAGAGAUGUAAAAAUGCACAUGUGAGGGAAAUGAUGCAUAAAAAAAGCUAACUUACUUUAUUGUUGUAGAAAAGAAACAGGUUUGCGUGUGCCUUGGGUUUAUAUUUAUUAAUGAUGGUUUAUAAAUUUUAUGCAUUGUGUUGUUUAUCUCAGUGGUGUUUAUUUAUGAUUUUUUUGAUGAAUGAUGAGAAGCAGACAGUUGAAGAAGAAUAAUGAUACAGGAAUGAGUCUUUGAGGAAUAUGUUUUAGGGGAUCGCUUAAUCAUUUCUGCCAACACAUCAUUAUCAUGUAUUUUGCGUGCCUUCAUUCAUUCCAUUGUACAUCUCAUUUGUAAAUAUAAUUAAACCGUGAAGGUAA
Homarus americanus (American lobster) is the source of this 10242-nucleotide messenger RNA. RefSeq lists its product as uncharacterized. NCBI's taxonomy places the organism in Eukaryota, Metazoa, Arthropoda, Malacostraca, Decapoda, Nephropidae. The transcript is spliced from 18 exons. Bases 84 to 1985 code for a protein of 633 amino acids. The record is from RefSeq and is a predicted model, not a curated record.